Molecule: messenger RNA, 2842 nt
Organism: Klebsormidium nitens
Lineage: Eukaryota; Viridiplantae; Streptophyta; Klebsormidiophyceae; Klebsormidiales; Klebsormidiaceae
Source: the annotation of a GenBank genome assembly
GGACUCACAGUCACCCGGAACUUGGGUAACAAACCUGGUUAGUGCAUAUUGACAACCCCGGUUAGUGCAGGUGAAGGUCCGAUGCAAGCUGCCCCACUGGGCCAGAGCUGUGCAAUGUGCGUCAGGGUGUGCCGCCCCAUUGAUCGUGCUCAAGCCUCAAGGCAGCAGGGCACAAUGCUGCUCCUUCCAGCCGCUAGAGAAUCGGAGGAUUUAGGUAGCGCAGAGCGGUACUGGGUGGAGGGUCCAAAUUUGAAAGGGCUUCAAUCUGACAUGAGUCUCAUGCUUCACAAGAAUCACUUCGCAGUCCUGAGGUAGAACCUAAAAGUGAGCUGCUUGCAUACACAAGAUGGCCAGCUUUCGGAAGCGGGGUGCUGUCGCCCUUGCAUUGGACCCGCUGCCCUUCAAGAAGCUGCGCCACAUCACAGCGGAGGGGGGUGAAGAGGCCAGCAAGGAGCCUACUCGCGAUGAGCAGUUGGGCGCCUUGCUUGGGCGCCUCCCCUUCCAGGCCGAUGGCGCCACCCUUCCUGCGGCCCUGGGGGGCGCUGCCGGCGGGGCGGCGGAGAAUGCGGGACGGCAGCAGUGGAUGCGCGAGCUGGGGGAGCAGCUGGCAGCCGCCCAAGAAGAGCUCAACAUCAUGCUGGAUGUCAUUCACCAGGUGGAGGCCGGCACGCUGGUGACCGUGGAGAAUGUGCAGCGGCCCAAGCCCACGCUGGCGGAGCACAAGGACGAUGUGGCCAAAAGGGUGGGGAUGAAGCAGGCUGCCACGCAGAGCGCGCAUGAGCGGCUACAGGCGGUGGCGCAGCGCAUCAAGAGCACGGUGGACACGGACCAGGCCUUCUACGACGACCUGCGCAGACUGCAAGCAGACUGGAAGGUGAAGCGCCUCGUCUCCCAUGGUCGCGUGCGCUUUCUGGUGGACCUCUCCUUGCCCCCCCCCAUGCGCGGCGCCCCGCCCGUCUCGAGUCGUCUCCGGAGCAGCCUCCCCGAGCGAGAGCAGGCUGCGGCGCAGGUCGAGCUGACACGUGGCAAGGACGGCCACGUGGCAGCGGUGCCAGAAGCACACCGCCCGCAGUGGGAAUUUGUGGUGCAAAUACAUGAACAGGGGGGGCACAUACAACGGGAGUCAGAGGCAACGGGGGCCAGUGAGCAUGACGGACCUGAUGUUGCCAUGAUUGACGUCAAGGAAGGUGGUGAGGCCUUCGUUGGCGAGAAGGCCGAAACCGCUGUUUCGAACCUUGGUCGGGGACGCGAGGCGGGGCCAAGUCAAGGGGCAAAUAUUGAGGAAGUGCAUGUGAGGCUGCGGCGGCUGCAGGCGAGCCUGAUUGCGGAGGGGGUGUUCGACUCUCAUCUGGGCGAGGCCGUGGCGCACCCCCCCUCGGGGGCCCUGGUAGUGCGCGCCAGUACUAGUGAGCUGGAGCUCAGCCUGGCACACGGCCAGCGGCUGCGCUUGUAUCUGCGGCGAACGCCGAGAGGGGGGGUCGAAGAACAUGGCCGGGCAGGGGAGGGGAAAGCAGCAGAGGCACGCGCUUUCCUGAUGGAGCACUUCAUCGAAGUCAGGUACGGGGGCCAGAAGCGGGGCAGGUCAGGAACGGAAGAAGAAGAGAAGAAGCAACGGCGGGGGGGUGACCAUGGGGGCAGUGGCAGUGCGGAGGCGGAGGGGGGCCUGGCGCGGCUGUGCCGGGCACUGCAGCAGGAGCAUGCGUGGAGCAUCAUCCAGCGACAGGUGGAGAAAGCGGUGCGCGCUAUCCCUGGUGCGCACACCACGGCGUGCCUCCCUUCGCUGUUCCGGUCGCCGCCAGCGGAGUGGUGGCUGGCCGUCCACGUGGCAGGCCGGGAGGUGGUCACUGUGCUGGACGACGGGACGCGGUGCCAGAUUCGCGGGCAGGGCGCGCCGCACCACGGCGACAUCAACGCUGCCUACAUAACGGCCUACGUCCAAGAUGAGAUCGCCCGGUAUCAAAUCCGGCAAGUCUGCACGGCUGCCCUGGAGCGACACCUUGCGGCGGAGCUGCGCGGCCUGCUCACUGUGGUCCUGGUGGCAGCCCUCGACGACGAACACGAACGGACGGGAUGGGCCUCGCUGCGGCGCGCGCUAGUACCAGAAAACGGCUCCAAAAUCGAUGCUGACGUCGAAAAGGCAGAGUUGUGGGUCACGGCGAGUCCCGCAUCGUCCGAUGGGGGGAUCGGAUGGCAGGUGACGUACAAAGCGCAGCGGAAGGGGUGGCGCGGCAAGAGGGAGGGGGUCAAGGGCCACGACGUGCCGCUUGAGGUCGUGAAAAAGAUGGGCGGUGAGGGCAAGCUGGGGGAGUUCCUGACGUGGCUCACGGGUGUGAUUUCAACAGGUCAAUAACCUGCAAGCUGAAAUGUACAGAGAUCAAAGCAUACAGAGGCUCUCCAUGCCGACCAGCUCAAAAAGUCAACACAGAGCGCGCCGAUAUACACUGGAUGUAACCAGGUCAUACUACGGCAACACUGGCCUCGAGUCGGUCAAUCUGCCUCUGCCACACCGGAUUUAGGGCUGAUGUACAAUGGCUACUUUCAAAUAUCGGGUUGUGCCCCAGAUUGACUACAGUAGUUUGGCAUCCUCCCCCUCCCAAUCCAGUUCAACUCAGUCCUCCCUCUACUAUCAUUUUAUGUCGAUCAGGGAUUAUUUUUGGUGAGUUCGGCAGAUGGGGAUACCCGCACUGUUCUCUUUCAUUCGAGGCCCUUAUACGGACACAUCUUAAAGAAGAUACGGCGAACUCGUAAGUUCAAGGGGCGAAUGGUUGGCCCAAACCUCACGAGUUCUACACAAAAACGUUCUUCUGGGACAGAUGGGGCCAUCAUAUGUCGUCUGGCGUCC